This is a messenger RNA of Dracunculus medinensis (Guinea worm), 1608 nucleotides long. Lineage: Eukaryota; Metazoa; Nematoda; Chromadorea; Rhabditida; Dracunculidae. The record is from the annotation of a GenBank genome assembly.
GUAGCAUGUUGCAACAGCCGUUUGGCCAGCAACAAUGAAUACUCAAAUACCUAUUGCGAUAUAACAUCAGGGCAACAACAACAAUCGCAAUCGCAUUCUCAUAUGAAUUUCCAUAUGGCAAAUCAAAUUCCUCACGUUGUUACUAGCAACUCGACGAUUGUUCAGCAACAGUCGACACUUGCCGCAACUCAAGGAAUGCAAAUCUCCCAACUCAGUGCACUAAUUAAUCAAGAAGAUGGCAAUAAUGGCUCGAAUGUUGAUACUGAUAAUUUAAGUUCAUCCCAAGUUCGAAUUUAUCGUGAUCCAGCAACUGCACCAUUACGAAAAUUAAGUGUUGAUUUAAUCAAAACGUAUAAAGGUAUUAAUGAGGAACUGCUUCCUCGCUCUGGCAUUUAUAAUGAUGGGUAUGAUGAUGAAGAACACGAUUAUAUUAUUCAUUUGGGUGAGAUUAUAGCUAACAGAUAUCAAAUUCAACGCCAUUUGGGGAAAGGUUCUUUCGGGCAAGUGGCAAAAGCAUAUGAUAAAUUAGAAAAACAAGAUGUGGCAAUAAAAAUAAUCAAGAACAAAAAACCUUUUCACGAUCAAGCUGAGAUUGAGAUUAAAUUAUUAGAAAUGGUCAACAGCCAUCAUUCGGAUUUCAGACAUUAUGUUGUUAAUCUUAAGACUCAUUUCAUUUGGCAUAAUCACUUAUGUCUUGUUUUUGAACUGUUAUCCUACAAUUUGUAUGAAUUGGUAAAAAAUUCCAAUUAUCGUGGUGUAUCGUUGCAUCUAACUAGAAAGUUUGGUUAUCAGAUAGUAACAGCCCUGGCAUUUCUCUCCUCGCCAAAUCUGAAAAUAAUUCAUUGCGAUCUUAAACCAGAAAAUGUAUUACUCUGCAACCCUAAACGAUCUGCAAUAAAGAUUAUCGAUUUUGGUUCAUCAUGUCAAGUUGGUAAUCGUAUUUACCAGUAUAUUCAGUCAAGGUUUUAUCGUUCACCGGAGAUCUUACUUGGUCUUCCUUAUGAUGCAGCUAUCGAUAUGUGGUCGCUCGGUUGUAUAUUAGUCGAAUUGCACACUGGUGAAGCACUUUUCACUGGUAGUAAUGAAUUUGAUCAACUUAUGCGAAUAAUUGAAGUAAUUGGUAUGCCACCUAAGCACAUGUUAGAUAUGGCUAGCAAGACAAAAAAAUAUUUUUAUAAAAAUGAUGAUGGGUCAUAUAUGUGCCAGAGAACAUGUGGUAAACAGUACAGGCAGCCAGGAAGUAGGAGUCUUUCAGAAAUUAUAGGUGUCGAUUCAGGUGGCCCAAGUGGGCGUCGUCUUGGCGAAUGUGGUCACACACCUGAAGAAUACAAUAAAUUCAAAGAUUUAAUUGAGCGAAUUUUGGUAUUUGAUCCAAAAACUCGAAUUACUCCACAAAAUGCUUUAAAGCAUUGUUUUCUUAAUCGAGUGAAUGAGAACAACUCAAGCAAUAACAAUAAAAAUCAGUCAGUGACAAAUAAUCAGGUCGUCCUUAGUCCAUUGUUUCAGUUGUUGAUUUCAUUGCUAGUCUGUUUUUCAGGGAUGGGACUUACAGGCCAACACUUCCCAAAAAUUCAGCUCGAAUCAGAAUUUCUAUCAGUUAGUAUAUAG